This is a messenger RNA of Papilio polytes (common Mormon), 1071 nucleotides long. Its product is annotated as glycine-rich cell wall structural protein 1.8-like. Bases 1 to 1071 code for a protein of 356 amino acids. Lineage: Eukaryota; Metazoa; Arthropoda; Insecta; Lepidoptera; Papilionidae. The record is from RefSeq and is a predicted model, not a curated record. The transcript has a single exon.
AUGAUGCGGCGCAUUCCCUUACUGAUAAUAUUCACUGUCGCCUCCUGCAUGGAGAUGCGGGAGACAGUCGAGAGGAUGGUCAUGGUCCGCACUACAGGAUCUGACCUUCAACCGGCCGCAACUGGAUAUAUCUACAAAAAACAGAACGAUGGUCUCGCUAGUGUUAUCAAAAUGGAUGAAGAUGAAAUAUUAGAGCAACUGUCUAAGUUCUACGAUCACCCGAAAGUGUUUGCGGCUCACGACAAAGAGGCCGCAGAUCAAGCGGAUGAAAGCAAAGAGGAGUCACGCAAGGAUGCGCAUGUCAUACCAGUUGUGGAGAAACACGAAGAGAACGAUGGUCACAUUGAUGGCAUAGCCGAUGAAGAAUAUCCGAAGAAUUACGAUAGUUACGAAAACUAUAAAAAUAAUUUUGAGAAAUACCUCCACGGUUUGAAACAUUACAAAGAUGGACUCUAUCACGGAUAUGGCGGAGGUGAUAGCUACGGAGCUAAUGGACAUCAUGGGUACGGUGAUAAGGGAUACAAAGGGUACGGGGGAGAAGACUAUUAUGGCAAAGGAGGCGCCGGAGACUACCACAAUAAGAAUUACAAAAGCUUCUACGUAUCAGAAAAAAGUGGUCACGGGAAAGAUUAUGACGAAGCCGAUAAAUACGGUAAACAUUACGGAGAAGGUCACGGAGAAAAAGGGGGAGACCAUGGACAUAAGGAAGGGCACAGCAAAGGAGAGAAAAUCGAAGGCUUUCAUAAGGUCUUCGAUAAGAACGAAUUCAAGAAAGACAAUGACUUUUACAAUGGUGAAGGACACAAAGGAGAUUUCAACAAGUUCGGCAAGGGACACGAGCACCAUGAAACAACUGACGGAGGGCAUAAAAAGGGAGAGUCCCAUGAUUCAGGACAUGCAGAAGGAGGUUCAGAGAAGGGAGGACACUUCGAGAAGGAAUCUGGCGCAGAACACGAUGCCGGCCAUUCAGCCGAGGAAGGAGGAAAGUCUGAGCAGCAUGGAGACGAGGCUAAUGGAGCUAAGGGCGGCGCAAUCAAGGGCCAGACCUACGGCUACGAAGUCAAGCACUGA